AGAAAGAAUGUCAUUAUAAAUUAAGAGUUCAAGAAAACCUUCUUAGAUCAGUCAACUGAGAAUCCAAAUUAUUUACAGGAAAUUGGAUACAUGAUGAGCCUCUAUUGUAAAAGCGACAUAAGCUUCAUUACAGGUGGUACUAUGUGCUGUGCCUUAUGGGAGAGAGCGAAGCCUGACAGACAGUGGAGCAUGGCACGUGUUUCCCACUCUGGAGCAGCUGUGAAAGUGCUAGGACCCACAAUACCAGAUGAGCAACAGCCUCAGACUUUAGACUUUUCAGGAAAUGCUCUUGUGAUGAUGCUGUUGAUGGCUUGCAUUUGGCAACCUUCAACUUACUGGCAGGCGAGAGUAAACACCCAUUGCUGACACCUUGCAUAGUUUCAAGUUGCCUUUCAUUAGGGCCAGGUUUUAGAAGGCUGGUCUGCACUCAUUGACCAUCUGGGCCAUGUUACUGCUUGUCAAAGUUCAGCUGGGGACAGGCAAAGAUUUAUAGCACUACUGUGCGUGAACCCACACUGUACUCAGCAUUAAAGGAUCAGUGUCUCAUGUGCAGUGCAGUUUAGGUAGAAGCUAGGCUUAAUCUGUUCAUUAGACAAACAAACAAAAAACACGCUGAUGACGCCUAGGUGCCAAAACAUUUCCAUUUUAUCUGCGAGUCUAAUGAAUACAUUGCAGAUUAUGCAAGUACUGUCUGACUGUUAACUCACCAUUAAUCUGUUCAUUGCAAUCCACUUUACUAUGCUUUAAUCUGUGCAUUGCACUCCAGUUUACGAAGAAACUAGGCUUAAUCUGCAUUGCAAUCCGGCCUCUCUAUGCAACAGGGGAUCUUCAGACACAGGAUUUGAGGAAGUAUGUCAGAAUCCAUGACAUGGUUUUGAGCAUGUCCAAUUUUGUAUGCAUUUUCAAAAGCAGGUUGGAAAGCUGUUGGAUAAAAAGAUGUUUUUGAUAGCCUUCUUUUUUUUGAGUAUAUAUAAACAUGUAAUUUCAAGUUAAUUACAUCUGCUGUAUCUUGAAUGUAAAGUGAGUGACAAUAUAUGAAUUACAACAAAAUUACACUAUUUAACUAAACGUGACCUUAUUGGUAUUAGCUCUGAGCUCAGGAGACAAAAUCUUGUUUUUUGUUCCUCUUCUGGUCUUCUUCUUUUGUCGUGUUGUUCUUCUUGUUUUGUUCUUCUUCUUGAAAGGCACUUUUAACAAAGGUGUAGGAAGUAAUUUACAGAAAAUAGGCGAAAUACAACAGAAUACAGACAGGAGAGUUAUAAUAAAAACAGGAGAAUUUUAAUUUUAAAGAAACUGCAAUCAAAAUAAAAUUCAUACAUGAAAUUGUCAUGGGCAUGGAACGUGCAGGAAAUAAGAAGAAAGCGAAAGAAAGCACUCUCCAACUGAAGAGUUUAAUGAAACGAACAAUAAUGAAACCAAAUAUAAAUGUGCACCAACAGGAACAAAAGAAGCCACCAUAACAUUCAAUGGACCCCCAGUUGUGGAGAAUCAGGCCCAUAACUAGACUUUUUUUAUAUUCCAGACCCAAUACAUAAAGCAAUGAAAUGAUAAAAGCUAUGAAAAAAAUAAGUAAGGCAUUAUAUACUUCACCCCGGAGUACCUGUCUUGCUCUGUUAUGUUGCUAUGUCAUGCAAGAUGGGACUAAGAUAAUUUACUUGGCGAGUUUAUGUUAAUGGAGUCUGCACUAGACUCACAUUAUUUGCUGUUUCUGAGCGAACAUUUUCCUUUAUCUCUGCAGAGUGUCUUUACUUGCACAUCGCAGCUGCAAAGGUCCAGCCACUGUUCUUACGGCUUGCUGUCUGAGCCGUGAACUCCAAAGGAGAGGUCCCCAAAAAGGGAAUUUUAAUUAGUUCAGUAGGAGGAAAAGUGGAGGAAUGUUUAUUAUUUCCAGCUGCUCACUUUGUCAGACUAAUUAUAAUAACAUAUAAAUAAAUAAUAUUUAUUAACAUAAAUAAUAACAUAGCAUCGACCUACUGUGACUUUCACCGAAAAAGCUGACCUGGGAGGUUUUUCUUCUUCUUUUUUUUUUGGUUUGUUUAUUUGCUUUGUUUUUUUGCUUUGGGUUCUUAAGGUUUUUACAGGCCUGCCAGAAGAAUGGUUUGGAGCAGAGAAAUGAGUAAUGAUGUAGGGAGCACUGUGAUGGUGAGCUCCAUGCACAGAGCCCGACUAAAUGUUGCUCAUUUCUCCCACAGUGCACAAGCCGGCAUGCAUAUUUGAAGUGGAAUGUCCUUUUCUGAGUGAAUCUAUCCCUGUAUGACAAAUGCAUCGUACUUAAUUACCCAAGAUCAUCAUGUAAACAAGUAUCCUUUGUUUAUGGCCCAAGGACGAUAUUAAGAAGAUCACGUGUAUAAGGUAUUUUGUAGCUUGUUGUAAAACCAAUACAACUUGUGUUCUGUCUCAAACAUAGUUGAAAGUAAAAAUAAUAUUAUCAAAACCAUAUGAGACUUGAUAUCCAACAUUUGUUGUUGAGUGCAGAGAUGAGAUUCUAUUUCAAUUGGAUGAAAUCUGUGAAAUCUGACUCCAUCCCUAAUAUAAAUGUUGAUGGUCUUCUUACUGUGUCCUGUGGGUUGCCAGGUUUCAGGAUUAUCAACAGAACUGUCCUUUUAUGUAAAGCCUACCUAGCAUAAAGUCAAACUACGCCUAGUGUGAGAAGUCUUCAUCGCUCUUUAUCGACAAUAUUAUUAUUUACUUAAUAGUUCUGCAUUGAGGUGAUUAUUGAAAUUACAGAGUCUAUUAUUGAUUGGAUAUAAUUUACAAAUAUCUGGUUAAAUGUAACAUGUGAAAUGUAUGGGAUUUGUUGUGAGGAUUUAAUAUCUUGUAAACUGGCAACCGGAGGCUUCAAGGGUUGGUCAUACCAGCGGUGAACAGAAGAUUCGGAGGAUGAGGUUAUUUUGCUAGCGUGUGUGGGACAGCUUUCAGUGAUAAGAAGCUGGAAAAAACUUUUCCCUGAGUUUUUCCCGAGUUUUCCUCGGCUAAUCGACUGACCAACACCACGCCGCUCCUGCUUUUUCGUGUGACUCGAAGAACGUACUUUGGAAUUUCGGAAAAGUCUUUGUCUUGCUAACUUUGCACUGAAUAUCGAGGGUAGUGCUAUUUCGGCGCUAUUUCAGGUGAACUGAAAACCUCUUUUACUCUUGGUCAGAAGGCUGACAUCACAUGAGUGAAAUGGGAAAAGAAUAGUGUUUUUCCGUUGUGAAAUGACCAGUGACCCAUCGCACUGAUCAAAUGUAUGCCACGUAAAUUCAGUUGACAACACUGAACGUUCAAGAAAUGUUCUCCAAAGUUACCGCUAAUCGCGCUGAAUAUGCAUGUUGUGCGUCAAACAAAUCCUGUAGGUUAAAUUACUGUUGGCUUGCGUAGUAAUUUUUGGAAACUUGCCUGGAAUUCUCUCUUAAUCGAAUCAGACUGGAUUUGUUUUUAUUCUGCAGAGGUAUAUUGCUUAACUGAAGGCAGUCAUGGUCUGAACGUGUUUUCAUUCUGCGGCACCAGUCAUCGGGAUUUAUUUGCUCUACAGGAACCUAAACAGCUACUGCCAGUCUUAUGACGCUUUGUUGGAUUCUUUUAUUUCUGAGAACCUCGCUGAUUUUGUAAAUAUGAGGGUGAAACGCAUGCUGGGUAUCGUUUUUUGGUGUCUGUUGGCAUGGGAGGUGUGCGCGUCAGAAAGUCUGUCCGUCGACAAGCGAGCCCACUUUAGACGCGCGAGACUAAACCGAGCCCAACGACCACCGGGCCUUCUGACGAGAGAUCCGGUGGCCACCGGAAUCACAGAUAGACGAGAGACAAUGCAGGGAGAUGAAGGCAUAAGCGCUGCUAGGACCGGCCAAACGAGGAGAGCGUUGGCACGAGACAGACCUGUGCAGCGUGGCGUCGGAAUCCAACGGGACCGUGGUAUACCCGGAGCACGCGCAGUGGUGUCCCGCAUGCCAGCAAGCGCCGGUUCCCCAAACCUGCUAGCUUCGUUUGCAGGGAAAAACCGCUUGUUGGUCAUCUCAGCUCCCCAUGAGUCAGACGGUUACUACAGACUUAUGAUGAGCUUGCUUAAGCCAGAUGUUUACUGUGAGCUGGCAGAACGGCACAUGCAGCAGAUUGUGAUGUUUCAUCAGGAAGGUGAGAUGGGAGGGAAGGUGAGACGUAUUACCAAUGAGGGCAAAGUCAUGCAGGAGCCUUUGGAUACAGCCCUUAUUCCCAGGCUCAUGAACUUCCUCAAAUUAGAAAAAGGUAAGUUUGGUAUGGUACUUUUGAAAAAGACAUUGCAGGUUGAGGAGCGCUACCCAUACCCAGUAAGACUGGAGGCCAUGUAUGAGGUCAUAGACCAAUCACCCAUGCGCAAGAUGGAGAAGAUUAGACAGAAGGGCUUUGUGCAAAAAUGUAAGGGAGCAGGGGUGGAGGGAGAGCUGGUGGAGGGUGUCCCCAGCACUGGAACCCAGGUGGACUCACCUACUGAGAGGCGACCAGAAAGAAAAGAGUUCCAUAAACCCAUUCGAAGACCCACCCAGGCCAUAUCACCUACCACAACAAGACCUACAACUACUACUUCAACCAUCCGGCCAACUACAAGCACCACAACCCAUCCACCUACCGCUCGCCCCACAACGACCACCACCCGUGCUACCACAACCUCGACACAGGCCACCACCAUCUCCCUGGCGACAGCCAAAGCUCACAAAACCCUGCAGUGGAUCCCGACCCCCAAGACCACAGUCGAGCCUUACUAUUACCACCGCAGGGACCGACACCAGUCUAAAAAAAGCUCCUUCCAGUCCACCACCCCCUCAUACUAUUACACGAAAGCCAACUCUGGAAAAUAUGGGGACAAUCGUACUGACCGAAAGGAUGAUGGUCGCAAACAGGCUGGUGUGCUGCCGAAUCGGAACAAACCCAGCAAAACUAAACCACCCAAGAAGAAGAAUGGCGACAGUGGACUGAGCAAUGCAUACGAGGACAAGCUUGAUGUUGUUAGAGCCACAGACACUUACCCCGAAGUGGCAGAGGUUGAGGUCAUUCCCACCAAGAAAGGGAAGGGCAAGCAAGACAAGGCAGAGAAAAAAAGGAAAAAGCAAAAAACCGACAAACUGGCAAAGAAAGACCCAUCGGAAAGGAGAGGACCAAUCAGAGAGGAGGACCAGUCAGAGAGGAGUGGACCAAUCAGAGAGGAGGCCCAAUCAGAGAGGAAAGGAAAGGAAGGGAAAGGCCAUAAGAAGAAUGGAAAGAAAGUUUCCAAAAACCAUGAAAAAGAAAAAGAAGAGUACCAUAAACCUACAAAGAAACCAUUUACUAAGGGAGCUCUGGCAACAUUCUUGGAGUAUUUUGAGAACAGAAGACGGCUUAUUCUGAUUACAGCUCCAACAGAAGAGAAUAGCAUGUACGUGCAACAAAAGGACGAAUACUUGGAACAUGUGUGUGAGAUGGCCAUCAGGAAAGUCUCCAUCAUCACCAUCUUUGGCAGUAUGAUCAACAGCACCAUGAAAAUUGACCAUUACCAGCUUGAGAACGACAGAGCUAUGAAAGGCUUGCGACAGGAGGACCUCGUGAACCAGGACCUCAUCACGGAUCUGAGGAAAGAGUUCGGAAUGACCUACAACGAUUUUUACAUGGUCCUCACUGAUGUGGACAUGAAGUGGAAGCAAUUCUAUGAGGUGCCAAUUGCUAUGAAGGUUGUGUUCGACUACAUCGACACAUUCUCCUCUCGUGUCCGGGACAUGGAACAGCAGAAGCGGGAUGGGGUGUCAUGUAAAAAAGAGGACAAACCACGAUCAUUGGAAAAUUUCCUGUCCAGGUUCCGCUGGAGACGCAGAUUGUUUGUGAUCUCAGCUCCCGAUGAUGAAGAGUGGGCCUAUCAACAGCAGCUCUAUGUACUAUCCAGUCAGGCUUGUAACAUGGGGCUUCGUCAUAUAUCUGUUCUGAAGCUAGUGGGCACUGUCGUGCCAGACAUGGAUGGCGUGCUGGAACUCUACCCCAUUAAUGGUACUGCAGGGGUGGAGCGGGAGGGCUUGUCUGGCACGCUCGUGAAGGAUAUCCGGAACUACUUCCAGAUCAGCCCUGAGUACUUCUCCAUGCUGCUGGUGGGCAAGGACGGCAACGUGAAGUCAUGGUACCCAUCACCCAUGUGGUCCAUGGCCAUCAUCUAUGAUCUGGUGGACUCCAUGCAGCUGCGCAGGCAGGAGAUGGCCAUCCAGCACAGCCUGGGCAUGCGUUGCCCUGAUGAAGAGUACGUUGGCUACGGCUACCCCCACGGCUACCACGAGGGCUACCAAGACGGCUAUCACCAAGGAUACGGUUACUGAAGGGUACUGGACAGUUUCAGUGUCAGUGGGCAUCCUCCAUACUUACUCUUUUAGUGUUUUUGCAUCAGUUGUUUACAGCUGGUGGUGCUGGAACAUCUCUUCACUCCUGUAGGAAUAUGACCCCUCCAUUCCUGAGGAUGUAUAGUGUUUAACACCUAUAGACAUAAUCAUUUGUAGAUAAAAGAAGAUAAACUUUUGUAUUUAUUUCAUAUUUUCUUUGAAUCACCAUUUUUGAGGAUCAAAACCUGCAUUUUGUCGAGGAAGCUUAUUUUUGUGGUUGCUACUCUAUUAUAAAGCACUGUUGCUUAUAUACUGUGUCCUUAUUUAUAAUGAUGCCAAUAAAAAUAGCCUCCUUUUA
This is a messenger RNA of Electrophorus electricus (electric eel), 6642 nucleotides long. The record is from RefSeq and is a predicted model, not a curated record. NCBI's taxonomy places the organism in Eukaryota, Metazoa, Chordata, Actinopteri, Gymnotiformes, Gymnotidae.